Molecule: messenger RNA, 225 nt
Organism: Prunus armeniaca (apricot)
Lineage: Eukaryota; Viridiplantae; Streptophyta; Magnoliopsida; Rosales; Rosaceae
Source: the annotation of a GenBank genome assembly
AUGUCGGAUAAAAACGAUACCGCUGUCAGAAACCACACCCAUGUGUUCCAUCAGAAUCGAUGGGCCCGGUGGCUUGAGGAUCCUCCGCUUUCAUUGAACACGCGUAAGAAACCGCCACUUGUUGGAGUUCCAUUGGGCGAGAGAGGCAAGCAGCUGUUGGUCCAAGCGCGCGAGCGGUUCAAAGGGAGGAUAAAAGCCAAGGAAGGGCAGUCUCCGGUUAAUUAA